AUGAAUGAGAACGUUCACAUUGUGUUUGUCCUCAACGGUCUGAACGACUCGCUGACCAACCGUCGGAUCUACUUUGGUCUCACACUGACGUCGUACCUCUUCACCAUCUUUGUGAACCUCACCCUCAUCCUCACUGUGUGUCUGGAUAAAACCCUCCACCAGCCGAUGUACGUCUUCAUGUGCAACCUGUGCUUCACUGGGAUCUGCGGAGCGUCCAGCUUCUACCUGAAGCUGCUCAGCGACCUUCUGGCUGACGCUCAUGUCAUCACAUACGCCGGCUGCUUGACUCAGAUGUUCAUCUCUUACACUUAUAUCUUCUGCCAGCUCAACGGUCUGACCAUCAUGGCCUACGACCGCUACCUGGCCAUCUGCCAGCCGCUGCGUUACUGGGCUCUGAUGACUGGCCAGAAGGUGGCGCUGCUGCUGCUGCUCACCUGGUGUCUCUCAUUAGUGGAAACAGCUGUGGGCCUCGCCCUGAUCGCCAUGCUGCCUCUCUGCAGCCGCCACAUUGCCAGAAUUUUCUGCACUAGCUGGGAGGUGGUGAAGCUGUCCUGCUCUGACACCUCCGCCAACAAUCUGUACGGCAUCAUGUUAAUGAUCCUGCACUUGGUGCAGGUCAUAGUGAUCCUAGUGUCGUAUGUCCAUCUGGUCCGAUCCGCCGCUCGCUCUCAGGAACACCGGAGAAAGUUUGCUCAGACCUGCCUGCCCCACCUCGUCUCUCUGCUCGUCUUCUCCGCCUCUCUGCUGUUCGAUGCUCUGUACUCUCGUUAUGGCGGCGGCUCCAUGGCGGCGCUGCAGAACGCACUGGCUGCAGAGUUUCUCGUGGUGCCGCCCAUCGUCAACCCCAUCAUCUAUGGCAUGAACCUGAAGCAGAUCAGGACCAGAAUCAGCCUCUGGAUCAACUUCAGACCACAGAACCUUCAUAGAGAUUUAUUAAAAUAA
This is a messenger RNA of Xiphophorus maculatus (southern platyfish), 942 nucleotides long. Its product is annotated as putative olfactory receptor 7A2. Gene Ontology annotation, cellular component: membrane. Gene Ontology annotation, molecular function: olfactory receptor activity; G protein-coupled receptor activity. The record is from RefSeq and is a predicted model, not a curated record. The transcript has a single exon. The coding region runs from base 1 to 942 and encodes 313 amino acids. NCBI's taxonomy places the organism in Eukaryota, Metazoa, Chordata, Actinopteri, Cyprinodontiformes, Poeciliidae. Gene Ontology annotation, biological process: G protein-coupled receptor signaling pathway.